Messenger RNA from Nerophis lumbriciformis (worm pipefish), 1299 nucleotides. Lineage: Eukaryota; Metazoa; Chordata; Actinopteri; Syngnathiformes; Syngnathidae. The record is from RefSeq and is a predicted model, not a curated record.
AUGUCAAGCGCCGGAUCUCUGGAGACGAUGAUGUCCUGCGGUCGGACCAGACCUACCGCGGCUCCCAAGACGCUCGCUUUCUCAAUUGACCGAAUCAUGUCCAAGAGCUCGGAGCCGAAAGGGAGCGCGGAGGAGCGGUCAGAGGCGAAGAAGCUGCUCGGACUCUGUUCGCCGAUCCCCUGCAUGAUUCCGCUGCAGCCUUUCGGCUAUGACCUCCAGGCCAAGGCCCUGAUGAACUACUCGGAGCUUUGGCGAGCAAGUCUCAGGGGAAGUUUUUGCGGCUCCGCGAGCGCGCCGUGUAAGGGGAGCUGCGGCAUGUGCGCCAAAAUAGACUCGGGGCUGAAGCAGCCUGUGUUGACGACGGGAAGCAGGGUGGUGAAACCGCAGGUGAUCCACCAGGCUGUCGCCAUGCCAAGUGGCUCCCUCUAUUAUCUCAACUACCUGGACUCUGCCUAUCCCCAGUCGGACUUUCUGGCGGGACACUGGCUCACUAGCCCGCAAGCUCAGGCCUCCCUCUCGGCUCACCACAGACUUUUGCUCCUGGAAAAUGCCAAACUGGCCGGGAGCGCAGGUGGUGACAAGAUUCCCACACAUCAAUACCCUCACAAGGAGCAUCUUCCGGGACAGCUAGACCAGAUUGUGAAGGAGAACCACAGCUCUAGCGCCGAAAAAAACGGAUUCAAGACUCAUAAACUCAGCAGCAGCAGCGGCAGCAGCGGCGGCAACAGCAGCACUGGAGACGGAAAACCUAAAAACUUCACAUGUGAAGUGUGUGGAAAGGUUUUUAACGCACACUACAAUUUGACCAGACACAUGCCGGUGCACACUGGGGCCCGUCCAUUCGUGUGUAAAGUGUGCGGGAAAGGCUUCCGACAGGCCAGCACGUUGUGCAGACACAAGAUCAUCCACACACAGGAAAAACCACAUAAAUGCAACCAGUGUGGGAAAGCGUUCAACAGAAGCUCCACGCUCAACACACACGUACGGAUCCACGCCGGGUACAAACCUUUCGUGUGUGAAUUCUGCGGGAAAGGAUUUCACCAAAAAGGUAACUACAAGAACCAUAAACUAACUCACAGUGGGGAGAAGCAGUACAAGUGCUCCAUCUGCAACAAGGCCUUCCACCAGAUCUACAACUUGACCUUCCACAUGCACACGCACAAUGACAAGAAGCCGUUCACUUGUGCCACCUGUGGAAAAGGCUUCUGUCGCAACUUUGAUCUGAAGAAACACAUCAGGAAACUGCAUGACAGCUUCUCUUCUGCCACAGAUAGAGAACCCAGGGAGCUCCAGAUCUGA